Messenger RNA from Monascus purpureus, 378 nucleotides. Lineage: Eukaryota; Fungi; Ascomycota; Eurotiomycetes; Eurotiales; Aspergillaceae. The record is from the annotation of a GenBank genome assembly.
AUGGCAGACGUCCAGAAGAAACUACAAACACUUACGGACGAAUUCCAAAAGCUACAAACUGAGCUCGAAGGACUAAUCGAGGCACGUCAGAAACUCGAAGCGCAACAACAGGAAAACAAGGGUGUCCAGGGAGAAUUCGCCGCCCUCGACGAAGAUGCAAAUAUCUACAAGCUUGUCGGACCAGUCUUGUUGAAGCAGGAUAAAAGCGAGGCCACCAUGGCCGUUAACGGCCGUUUGGAGUUUAUCGAGAAGGAAAUUAAACGCAUCGAGGGCCAAAUCAAGGAAACAGAAGAGAAGAGUGAUAAGCAACGGGCAGAAAUCGUCCAGUUCCAAACCCAAAUCCAGCAGCAAGCUGCUGCUGCCAGCGCCUCGUCUUGA